AUGUUCAGCCCUCCACCGAGUUCUUUCCACCCGCCGCCGCCGCACUCCGACGUUCCCGCCGUUCUCUCCCCGGCGGAGAUCACCGCAACCCUCCGCGAUCUCACCACUGCUGUCCAGGAGAUCUGCCUCUUCCUGGCCGGUCCCUACGGGCCGCCGCCGGCGGCGGCGCUGCUGCUGUGGCCGGUCCCUACGGGCCUCCGCUGCGAUCGCCGGGCUGCUGCAGCCGACGCUGCUGCUGUCGUUGCCGCCACCCGACGCCGGGCUGCUGCAGUCCCCGCUGCCGCUGCCCACCAUCUCCAGGCCGGGCCCUACCUCGGCGCCGGGGGUCCCUCUUCUCCAGCAGCCGGCCGCCUUCUUCCCCACCGGGACACUGCAACUGCCGCCGCCACCAACGCCGCCGCUGCAGCUGCUGUCCUCACCGACGUUGUCCCUGCCGUUCGGUGGGCAGCUGCAACAGCAGCAGCAACUUUUGUCGCCACCAACACCGCAGCAGCGGCUGCUGCCGCCACCGACGCCGUCCCUGCCUUUCGGCAGUGUGGGAGCGACCUUGGCCCCGGGCUCUACAUCGACACCGCCCGGGAUGCCCUUCCACCAGGUCUGUUUCCCUCCGUCGCUGUCACCGUCACCGCUUCCGGCUUGGAUCGCUAUCUGCCACAUGUCAGUGGCGGUGAGGCUGCAGGCUGCUGCGCGCGGCCUCCUAGUGCGUCAGCGUGUGCGGGAGAUGCGUGA
This is a messenger RNA of Lolium perenne, 729 nucleotides long. NCBI's taxonomy places the organism in Eukaryota, Viridiplantae, Streptophyta, Magnoliopsida, Poales, Poaceae. The record is from RefSeq and is a predicted model, not a curated record.